UAUUUUGAGAUUUGGUAGUGCGCCAGGAACUAUCAUAAAAAAAUUGAUUUUUUUCUUUCCAUAUUCAAGUGUCAUGUCAACCAACAUUUUACCAGAUGUGUAUAAAAAGUACAAACUACCAGUUGUCAAUGAGGGAUCCUCUCAUUUCUUUUCCAUGUACAAUGCUGAAGAAUGGAGUUUUGAAAAAUAUUAUCAGGAAACACAUCCAAAUGUUAAUAAAUCUAAACAAUUCCAAACUAUUGUGAAAGAUUACUGCAAUGAUUUAAAUUGGGUCGCCCAAUUGGAGGGAAUCCCAGAUACCAUAAGAGAGUAUGCGCGCGCUUUAAUAAAAGAAAAAAAGCCAACAAAAGCUGAAAUGAUGGCCAACUUGGCUAUGAAUGGAGUAAAGAAAAGAAAAAUAUCUAAGCAAAAUGUAACUAUAAACGGAGGAACCAACAUAGUUGGUUACAAUGUUAAAAUUGAAAACAAGGAAGACUCCAGUGAUAAAACCAAGGUUUCCAAGAGAAAAUAUAACUACGUACAAGAAACAGAAGAUAUGGAUGAAGAAAAUGAAAAGAAUAAAGACGACAUUGCAAAUCAAAUUAAGACUAUACAAAAGCCAAGUGUUUGGUUAGAUUGGUUAAAAUUUUUGUCCAAUAAUAAGAUUGCAUUCCAUCCAUUCAGUCCUGAAGCAAACAAUAUAAUUCGCUCUGGCAAGGGGAUUUCGUCAAAACCCUAUUUAGAUAAAGAUUUGUAUGCCAGACACUUAGAAAACCACAAUCAUGCGCUGCAUACGAUUCCAGAGAUAUUUUUUAAAUUCAUUGAUGCAGUUGUUAGUUGUGAUGACUUAAGACAGUUCAAGAGCAAAGCAAGAGAAGUCACACUAUAUAUAGUGUCAUUAGACGAAAAGGAAGAAGAGGCAAAAGAUCUGGAGUUCUUGGAAGAGAUUCUCUUGGCGGCUUUUAAGAUGUACAGUUCGCAUAUAAAUAAGUAUAAAUAUGAGGAUGGAUUUAAUCAGUUGUUUGUUUGGCCGUACGUCGAUAUCAUUGCCAAGAGUAUUACAACAAGUGAUUGUAAAUCUGAUUUCGAGUCUGGCCAGCCGCAUCUCCAGAGCAUGACACAGCAACUAAGGGCAAAUAACCUAUAUAUUGAUGAAAAAAAUUGUUAUAAGUCAGACGGGCUUAUAAAACUGUAUGGAAUAAAGCAAAUUGAAUUGCUACUGCUCGAAACCUCGGGCCAUUUCGGUAGUACAUGCAGCGUCAAACUCAAUUUUGACCACCAUAAGGGCAUGUUUGGUCUGUUGGCCAUGCUUAAAAGCAUAGCAGAUGAAUUUCACUUUGCAGCAAUUGAAAAAUUUUGCAAAGUGAAAGUUUUUCUGCUACAUGCGGCAGGAAAACAAUUACACCUUUGGAGCGUUUGCUUCCAACAAGAAGGUAUAUUUGACCUUUGGAGAGAGGCAGAUAUGACAAUAAAGCCUGAUUACGAUGAAAAAGAUGAAUUUAUACCAGCUUUGGUCAAGUUUUGCUGGAUGACAAAGCACUUGCUCGAAGAAUCCGUGGAGAGCAUUAUUGAGCUCAGGAAGGACCACAAAGAGAAGCAGGCGAAAUACAGAUAUGACACAGAAUCGCCUGCUUCUUUAAAAGAUAUUGUUAAUCCAAUAAUAUUGAAAUUAACAAAAAAUGGGAAUAGCAAUGAUAUGCAUUCCCUGGGCCCUGUUUACUCUCCCUCUCACUAUUAACUUCUUUAUAUAUAUAUAUAUUUAUAUA
Messenger RNA from Rhizopus microsporus ATCC 52813, 1745 nucleotides. RefSeq lists its product as uncharacterized. NCBI's taxonomy places the organism in Eukaryota, Fungi, Mucoromycota, Mucoromycetes, Mucorales, Rhizopodaceae. The transcript has 9 exons. The coding region runs from base 74 to 1717 and encodes 547 amino acids. The record is from RefSeq and is a predicted model, not a curated record.